GGCGCCCCUGGCGGGAAAGUUUAGUACCACUUUGCGUCAUGUAGCGUAGCGUGAACUAGGUCGUAAACGGUGCUGUGUUUGUCUAUUUAUUUGCAUUUAUAGAGACAAAACCUUAUUUAUCUAGUAAUUUUAUUGUGUUGUUUUACUCGACAAAUACUAGAAGGUGCAGAACUCAAAUAUGAAACAAAUUGUCGCUAAAACCAGCAAGAGAUCCAGCUUCAUACCAGAUGAUGACAGUGUGCGAUAUAAGUUGAACACUCAAUACAUUAAUAAUACAAAAUUGAUCAAGACUCCAAGAAAACAACAGGAAACAAAAAGCGAAGAGGAUAAUAUUCGCUAUAAGUUUCCACCGUCAUCUAAGUUAAAAACUAUUGAAAAACCUAAACCGAAACCCACAAUUAAGGUAAACUUUUGGAGUAAAAAGCCAAAUGUUAGCCGUUUACACAAAAAUGAUGUUAAAGAAAGCAGCAACAGGCGCCAUACGAUCAGUGGUAUUAUGAGUGAUAAUAAAUCCAAAUCAGCAGUAAAAGUAAGGAAACGGGUAUCAUUCCUGCCAACACCAGUUUUCAGCGACAACCACAUACCGAUGGUCACCGUGCCAGAUGACCUAACCAUUCAACUCAACGAGGAGGAGGCUAAUGAUUUGGGCGCUGAUUUAAAUGAGAAGAACGUACAAGAAGCGCCAAAUAAUACCAGAAGUGACACAAACAAAAGACAAUCAAAAAGUUUGAACAUUCAAAGCAACACCAAAAGUACUAGACGCAAACCUAGUUUUGAUAGUGUCGACAGCAGAGUAGGAAAUGAAUAUGAAUUAGAAUUCUUUUCUAAAUAUGUUGUCCAAAAACUUAGACGAAUGGAAACAAACCAGCGUAUCUAUUCUGAAAAUUUGAUCAACACCGUCCUCAUGUUAGGGCAACUGGGAAAACUUAAUGUUAAAUCUAAAAUAGCUGAAAAUUAAUGUAUUUAUAUAUUCAUUAAUAGUUAAUUAUUUACAUUGUCAAUAAAAAAUUGAGAGUUGACAUGAGUUGAUUUAAGUUUAGUGUUUUAUGGCCGUUCCCAAUAUUUGAUCUAUCUCUGGUUUUGCCCUACUA
Aricia agestis (brown argus) is the source of this 1091-nucleotide messenger RNA. RefSeq lists its product as uncharacterized. The coding region runs from base 179 to 958 and encodes 259 amino acids. The record is from RefSeq and is a predicted model, not a curated record. The transcript has 2 exons. NCBI's taxonomy places the organism in Eukaryota, Metazoa, Arthropoda, Insecta, Lepidoptera, Lycaenidae.